AUGGGAUCGUUGUACCGUUCCGAACUGAUGUCGCUGUGUCAGCUGUUCCUGCAGACUGACGCUGCCUUCAUUUCAGUAGCACAACUUGGUGAACUGGGCAUCGUACAGUUCAAAGAUGUGAGUUUUUAGUCAAAUCUGAUAUUAUAAUACACAAAAGAGCCUUAAAACGUUUUUUUUAUUAUAACAUCAGCUUUUCUUUGUACUAUAACAUCAUCGUACAACCAAGUGUUUCUUUUAAUUCUAUAAAGAUGAUUAUAGUAGAAUAUCGCCUUUACUGAAUAACGAUUUAACAUUAAAUUAAUGUAAUUUUAGUUGAACGAAAAAGUGUCUUCGUACAGUAAAAAGUUUGUAAACGAAGUACGACGAUGUGAUGAGAUGGAACGACAAACAAGUAAGCCACCUUUCACAACAAUAUAUAUUGAAUACAUCUAUGUACCACAAUAUGUAUGAACUAAUUACUUUGAAGUAGUAUACUGUAAUUAUUUUCAGAAGUAAUUGAAAGCGAUAUCUUAUCAGCCAACAUCUACAUUCCUGACGCCAGAGACAAAAUCCCGGCCCCACUACCUCGUGACAUGAACGAGCUUGAAGUAAAUUUACAUCUCUUUCAAUCCUAGUGGCUUAUGUUCCGUAUAUUCAAAGCACCUCAGAGAUAUUAUACUUCUACAUAAUUUUUAACCACAAAAAUUGUUCAACUGUUACUUAAUUAAAAACUUUCAGAGAAGCUUCGAAAAGUUGGGUGAAGAGCUAGCCCAAAUUAAAAACUCGACCAACAAUCUGAAGACGAACUAUCUUCGACUAGACAACAACAGGAAUGUCUUGAGGAAGGUCCAGAUUCUGUUAGACGAAGUAAGUCGAAAUAAUCUUCUAAAAUAAACCCCUUUUCUAAACAUUUCACUAAAUAAGCUCUUUUUAACCGUUUAAAGUCAAUUUAGUUACAAAAAAUAUUUAAAAAAUGCUAUAACUAAACUCCUUUGACCAAUAUAGAGAUUAAUUCAAACAUAGUAUUACCUUCGUUUAGGGCCAGAAGAACCAAGCUCGUCAGUCGAUCCUGGACGCUCAAGGACAUGGCCCAAUCUUGUCCAAUGGUCAUAUCGGUCAAGAGAUUUCAAGAGAAACCGGAGACCUCAAGUUGGUUUUUGAUUGCAAUUACAUACGUAAUAUAAACACAUUCAUAUAUAUAUUAACAUAAAUGAAAUGUGGGAUACAGUAGAUUUAAAAAAGUUACAGAUUCAUAGCUGGAGUGAUUCGCCGUGACCGUGUAGCCGCUUUCGAACGAGUUUUAUGGAGAAUGUGCCACGGUAAAGUGUACAUUAGAACAUUGGACGUAGAACCGGAAGAGAAUGCUCCAUUUGUAAGUGCAAUAACCUUACUAAUUAGUAUAGAAUAGCAAACUAACUUAUAACCUUAAGAAGUAAGCGAGUUCAUACCUUGUUAACAUACCAGCAAGAUAUCACACUACUUUAAGAAGGAAGACGUGAAGUACGCGGUGUUCUUGAUCUUCUUCUCCGGAGACAAACUGAGAGAAAAGGUACUCAAAGUCAGCGAUGGAUUCAAGGCCAUGGUGGUCGACAACUGUCCCGAUUCCUCUGAACAACGAAAGAAACUACUGGUCGAAACAGAAGUUAGACUUCAGGAUCUGAACACGGUAAUCUACAAGACUUUGGAACACAGAGAAAGAGUUCUACACGCAGCUGCUCUUAACAUCAGAACUUGGGAGAUCCAGGUAAGACUCUUCUGAUCAUUUUUGGUUUUUAGGUAAAAAAUUUGAAAAAAGCAUUAUUUUAGGUAACAAGUGUAAAAAAACAUAAUUUUAGGUAUUAAAACUAAAAGCUGUGUUCCACACUUUGAAUAAGUUCAAUAUUGACGUUACUGAAAAGUGUUUGAUCGCCGAAUGUUGGAUCCCGAACCAAGAUAUUCAACAUGUCAGGGCUUCCUUACAGUACGCUACGGUAAGUUAUCCAGAAAAUUUAAAAAAUACCACUCACAAUCUUAAAAACUAUGAAAAUAGGUAAAAGUACAAAAAACUCACGUUGUAGGACUUGAGCGGCUCCAGUGUAGCCUCCAUCUUGAACAUCGUAGAGACCGAAGAGACUCCGCCCACUUACCACAAGUUGAACAAGUUUACCAAAGUAUUCCAAGGCAUCGUAGACUCUUAUGGUAUCUGUAACUACCGAGAGAUCAACCCAGCUCCUUGGACGAUCAUCUCCUUCCCAUUCAUCUUCGCUGUCAUGUUCGGCGAUGUUGGUCACGGUAUGAUUAUGGCAUUGGGUGCCAUUAUGUUCAUCAUCUUCGAAAAGAAGAUUGAAGCAGCUAAAAUCAAAGAUGAGGUAAGUAUUUACAGAUUUAAAAUUUUUGUUUACUUUUAUUGAUUUAAGACAACGAAGUGUCAAAAUUGUUUUAUUUGGUCAAAAAAUAUUUUUUACAAAUUAUUGAAGUAAAAUUAAAUAAGACAUGAAUUUAGAUCUUCAACACCUUUUAUGGCGGGCGUUAUGUGAUCUUAUUGAUGGGAAUAUUCGCCAUCUACACUGGAUCCAUCUACAACGACAGUUUCUCUCGGUCGAUCAAUGCUUUUGGCAGUGGAUGGUCGAAUCCUCUCAGGUAAGAAAAGCAAUAUCUGCUUAUGCAAAGUUUAUGAAGUAUAAAGUAUACUUAUAGUAUAUUAAUAAAACUUAAUAUUUGUGUAUGAACUGUAACUUUAUAUUUCAGCAAAGACAAGAUUAGUCCUUUUCUCUUGAACAAAGUUAUUAAAAACGAAGAAACAUACGAGAUAGCACCAGAAACUUCUUUCCAAGGAGAACCUUACAUCUGGGGUGUGGAUCCCAUCUGGAAUGUGGCCGAGAACAAGCUCAACUUCUUGAAUCCCAUGAAGAUGAAAGGAUCUGUCAUUUUGGGUAUCUCUCAGAUGUUGUUUGGACUGGUUCUGUCUUUGCGCAACUAUCUGUAAGUUUAAAUGGAGAAAGUUUAAGUGAAAUUUUAAUUAAAAAUAACUUUUUUCUAGCUGAAUAUUGAUAUCUAAAACUAAUAUUUAUUUAUUUAUUUACUUUACAUUCUUCAAGCGUCUAUAAUUACAAUUCGAGAGAUAUAGAUUAGAUUAGUAGUUUGAUGCCGUAAAUUGUAACGUACUGUGCUGAUGUGCAAGGAUGUCCAAGGUUCAGAUGAAGACCAACGGAGCUAUCCUUGAGUCUGACGUUUCCCAUAAUUGGGCCUCUCCCCGAAAAUGUAAAACAUAUUUUUAGGCACCAGAAGUCGAUGAUCGACGUCCUUUUCGUGUUCAUCCCUCAGCUCUUGUUCCUUUCCCUCAUCUUCAUCUACUUGUGUAUCCAAAUCGUCAUUAAAUGGAUCUCCUUCCCAGCUACAGCAGCCAUGAUCUUCGGCCAAGUGUACCCGGGUUCCCACUGCGCUCCGUCUUUGUUGAUCGGGUUGAUUAACAUGUUCAUGAUGAAACAAUUAGGUCCCGGGUUCGUGACAAACACUGAACUUCUUCCAAAGGGCGUGGAUUACGACGAGUAUGCCCAAUGUUCUGUCAGACAAUGGUACCCAGGACAAGCUGUUCUGGAAUCCGUCUUCUUGGUGAUCGCUGUUAUCUGUAUCCCAAUCAUGUUGUUCGUCAAGCCUUUUCUGUUGAGGAGGAAGGUUCAGAAUGGAGAGAAGGUUGUAGCUCAUCACGGCGGAGGCGAUGACCAUGGAGAGUUCAACUUUGGGGAUGUUAUGGUCUAUCAAGCCAUUCAUACUAUCGAGUUUGCCUUGGGAUGCAUCUCUCAUACUGCUUCGUAUCUUCGAUUGUGGGCUUUGUCAUUGGCUCAUGCACGUAAGUUUUUCAUUACUCAACGCUAAUUUGACUGCAGUAUGCAUAAGGUUCAUAGAAAUAUAUUUACAGAGUUAUCCGAUGUUUUGUGGACCAUGUUGUUGAACAUGGGACUGACAACCGGUGGUAUUGUGGGUAUAGUAAUGACUGCCGUUAUCUUCUUCAUGUUCGCCGUGCUCUCAGUCUCAAUUCUGGUGUUAAUGGAAGGUCUCUCAGCCUUCUUACACGCUCUCCGGCUUCAUUGGGUAGAGUUCCAGAGUAAAUUCUACGGUGGUAAUGGCAUACCAUUCGAGCCCUUCUCUUUCCACCAUUUGAUUCGAGUACAUGAAGGCCUCGAAAACUAG
Messenger RNA from Bursaphelenchus okinawaensis, 4149 nucleotides. The record is from the annotation of a GenBank genome assembly. NCBI's taxonomy places the organism in Eukaryota, Metazoa, Nematoda, Chromadorea, Rhabditida, Aphelenchoididae.